This is a messenger RNA of Amphimedon queenslandica, 1759 nucleotides long. RefSeq lists its product as uncharacterized. The transcript is spliced from 13 exons. Bases 33 to 1388 code for a protein of 451 amino acids. Gene Ontology annotation, molecular function: DNA binding. Lineage: Eukaryota; Metazoa; Porifera; Demospongiae; Haplosclerida; Niphatidae. The record is from RefSeq and is a predicted model, not a curated record.
GGUGUUUUAAUUGUAUAUCUGAUGUAAAAGUUAUGGCCACAGCUUCUUUAAGUGGACGUGUAUUUAAGUCUUCUACUGUGUCAUUAACUGACAGUGAUACUAUAGUGUCUACUCAUCCAUUAAAAUAUAAAGAUUAUACACAGAGUGACUUGGAACAGGCAUGCAAAGCUGUAAGGGAGGGAUUAUCAGUCAGAAGAGCAGCAGAGGAGUAUCAAAUUCCCAAAUCUACUCUCCAAGAUCACAUUUCUGGUAAAGUGUUAAGUGGUAGUAAAAGUGGGCAGAGAUACUUAACUGAGCAAGAAGAAGAGGAACUGGUGACUUUUAUUUUGGAAGCGGCUAAAACUGGUUUUAAUCAUACUAGGAAGGACAUAAUGUCAUUAGUUCAGACCACAGUCAAUGCAAAGGGGAAGAAUGUUACUAUAUCAAGUGGGUGGUGGGAUGGCUUUAAGAAACGACAUCCUCAGGUUUCCCUUUGUAUGACUGAACGCCUUGCCAACAAUCGUGCAACAUCCUGUACUUCUGAUGUCUUAAACAAGGAACAUUUUCAAAGAAAACUAGAGGAAGGUUAUGGUAAUAGUCGUUAUAAUGUGUGGAAGGACAAACCACUGUCGCAGGAGAAAUGUGUAUCAUCAUCACACAAUAUUGGUUCGAUUUCUUAUCCCUAUACUCCUGAAGUUACUCCUCCAUCAUUUUCAACUUCAAUACCUAUUUCUUUUGCUGGUACUGAUAGUACAGUUUUUGUUGGAAUUACUAUGUAUAUUGUACCACAAAGAAAAUCUGAGCAUGUUACUGCUACAUCAAAGUCUACUGUUCUUUCAAAAUUCAUCAGUCAAGAAAAACCCCAAGCUGCUUUUAAAGUUCCAGUGAUGCCAUUAAAGUCCUGUGAAAAAAUUCUGACCAGUGAAGAGAAUUGGAAAGCCAUGGAAGAAAAGGAAAUGAAGAAACAGGAAGAACUUAGAAAAAAGGAAGAGAGAAAGGAAACACGAAAUCAAGCUAGAAUUCAGAAGUUAUCUAAACAAGCUGAACCCUCAAGAAGAAAGGCAGCCAGUACUCAAGCAUCAUCAAGUAUUGCUCAAUCACAGGAAGAUCAUUCUUUUAGUGACUGUUGUGUUGAAGGCACAGAAAUACCAUUAGAAAGAAGAGCUACAUGCACCACUAGUACUGUAUUCUUUGGUAAUAAAGGUACCAGAAACUCAUCUCCAGUUGCAGCAAGUAGAUCUUCUUUAACUCAUUCUAUAGGUACUAUAAACUCGUCUCCAGUUGUAACAAGUGAUUCUACUUUAACUCGUUCUAAAGGUGCCAUAAACUCAUCAGUUGUGACAAGUAAUUCUAUUUUAGCUCGUAAAGGUGCCAAAAACUCAUCUCAACAACAAGUUAUUCUACUUUAACUCAUUCUAAGGGUACCAUAAACUUAUCAAGGGAUUUGACUGAUUUCUCUACUCUGUCUUGUUUCAAAGAUACUGUGAAACCAUCAACAGCUGAAUUGGAACAGUACUGUAUUUGUAAGAGAGAAGAAUUCGGUAACAUGAUAUUUUGUGACAAUGAAGCAUGUUCUAUUGGCUGGUGGCACUACAGUUGUGCUAAUGUUAAAAGAAAACCAAGGGGGUCAUGGUAUUGUCCACUCUGCAUCAAACUAAAAUGAAAUUUCAUUAACCACCUUGUAAAUCUCGUUAUUUUUAAUGAUCUAUUUCAUUCUGUAUGUGUGUUUACUCCAUCACUUAUUGUUUUAUGCACUGUAAAUAAUUUCUUGAUUUAAGGA